AUGCACUGGAGCACGGGGCGCGCUGGCUCUAUGAACGUCGCACCCCGCCAGGAGGAGUUACAGCGGCCAAUCGAAGAGAAGCAGCUGUGCGAGUGGCAGUGCCAUGUAAGUGCCGCGAUGUUGCGCCAGCGCGACUUCGAGGGCGUCUCAGCGAUGAGAGUUCGCCCCGAACUGCGCAUUCGAGGGCCACCUGCGCAAAGGCGGCCACCACACGGUGCAGCAUUCCAGACGACGCCGCCGGGUGACAUGGGGCCAUGGGAGAGCGUCACCUUCACCAUUACAUCUGAACGGCGGCGUCUGCGUCCUCGAAUCGUGCCCAAGAACCCUGACAGCUGCACUGUCGUCGUGGGGGCACGAUCGAAACACACUCAGAAUCGACUGUCUCCGUCGAAGGAGUUUGCGAUUCGCUUGUCUCGCCUGCACAAAGCCUCCGCGCCUGGGGCGGCAACUGUGCCGGAGGCGGUGGCAGCGGCAGCUAAGGAAGGACCGUUAGGUGACUCCCCGGCUAUUUCGCCGAUUGCGGCGGAGUGCCCCGCCGGUCAGGCUGAUGUUUCCGCCGCCUCGUAUUUGAGCCGCCUUUCAGCUCUCUUUGGUGACCAUGGAGGGGUGAGCUGCGUUGGCCGUGGUGACGUUGAAGGUGCUCGCCACGUGCGAUUCUCGAGCCAAAGCCCGCAGGUCGCCACCUUCUCAGUGGAGCGAUGUUGCGUUCCGCUCCAGGAGGGAUUCGAGGCGGUGGCGGUUGCGGCCGCUGCAGCGCCAGGGACGCGAGCGGGUGAUGCUGAAAAACUGACACCUGAUCCGGCACUGGACUUGAUCGAGAAAGCUCCUUUUGCGCCUCUCGACACCGCUGCACAGCGGGUGUCCCCUCUCGCGAUGAGUCCGUUUGCGUCCUCGCGGUAUUCAACCCUUUUGUCACCACGAACUAGUGUCUCUUCCUACCUAACCCAGAUCCAGGAGCUGCGCCACUCGUUGCUAGAGGCUCCAUCAGACACCCGUCGCAGCCGCGCCGACUGCAACGAUGACACUCGCCUGCGAGCGCGGGCGGCUCACGAUUUGACAACGACGGAGCAGCCGUUGGUAAUGGACAGGCAGGCCGAGAGAGAGGGUGCCGCGCCGCCUGCCAAGCAGAGAGCGCUGGAGCGAACUCGGGACCUCGGCGAUUCUGUCGGUGCGGCCGCCGUCGGCAUCAACUCCACCACGAUGUCCGGUGCCCUUGGUCUGGCUGUGCCCGUCACAAGUGGUGUGGCUGUAACCCCCGUCAUGUGGGAGGCUUCUGAGUGCUUCUCAGAGAACUCGCCAAUUUUUCUGCGCCGCCCCGAGCGGAGAGCUGGCCCGUCCACCCAAGAUUUCCCUGAGGCUCAGCUCUUAACGAACAUCACGAACCAGUCCCCCAAAUCGUCUGCACCACGGCCACCGAGGUCGCGGAUGUCACGCGAGGAGAGCGCCAUGGUCGUCCACAAGCCGACGAAAAAGUGUGUACGCUUUCGUGAGUCUGUCGAGCGAUCUGACAGAGGCACCUCGGGGACACAAUGCAAGCGACGACGUCCAGGGUGGCGGCCCGCGCAUUCCUCCGCUUCUUCACCGGCCGUAGCCGGUGUGCCGAUCGUGAUGCCGGGGGAGUUAUGCUGCGAGCAGGAGGGUUUUGGUGCUGGCAUUAUCCUAGCUUGCGGGCCAACGCUCUAUUUUGAUUGA
This is a messenger RNA of Leishmania mexicana MHOM/GT/2001/U1103, 1692 nucleotides long. RefSeq lists its product as hypothetical. The record is from RefSeq and is a predicted model, not a curated record. Bases 1 to 1692 code for a protein of 563 amino acids. NCBI's taxonomy places the organism in Eukaryota, Euglenozoa, Kinetoplastea, Trypanosomatida, Trypanosomatidae. The transcript has a single exon.